CGACAGCAUCCAAGUUUUCGCUCUACAAGUUUCGCUUUGCUGAACAUUUUACUCGAGGAUUUAACCGAGAACCACCAUGGCUGUAGAAGGAGGAGCGAAAUGUGUCAAAUACCUGCUCUUUUUCUUUAAUUUCAUCUUCUGGCUGUGUGGCCUGGCCCUCAUAGUUCUGGGGAUACUGGUUCACGUUUCUUUGCACAACACGGCGAUCCUCCAAGGAGCCUCUGGUUCUCCUAUGGUGCUGAUAGUGGUGGGCGUCAUCAUCUUCUUCAUCUCUUUCUUCGGCUGCUGUGGUGCCUGGAAGGAAAAUCAGUGCAUGGUCGUUACGUUUGCAAUCAUUCUCUCCCUCAUCGUCAUUACUGAAAUUGGAGCCGGCAUUGCUGGAUAUAUCUUCCGUGGAAAAGUGAAUGAACUGCUUGAUCAGAGCUUUAACACCAUGAUUGCAGGAUACAACAAGACAGAGGAAUACCGCACAACCCUCGAUUCUAUACAGAAGCAGCUCAAGUGCUGUGGAGGAAACUCCUCUAGUGAUUGGGUGAACUUCAGUGCUGAUCACAUUUCGGUCCCAGAUUCCUGCUGUAAAAACGUCACUAAGAACUGUGGUAUUGGAGCUAUGACGAAACCCACCGUAAUCUACUUAGAGGGUUGUCAACCUAUUUUGGAGACACGCAUAAAGGAAAAUAUUUUGUGGAUUGCUGUGGGAGCUCUGGUCAUUGGAUUUGUGCAGAUUACAGGCAUUGUGUUGGCCUGCAUUUUGUCACGAGCCAUCCGCAGCGGCUAUGAGGUCAUGUGAUCACAUCCAAUCACUGCGCUUCGUUCAGAUCGCAUCAGUUAAAGCUCCUAGAGACUGUUCAGGUGUUUUUAAACCUAUUAUAUAAAUGCCAGUUAUUUCCCCCCUUGCUGUAUAAGUUGACUAUACUUAUUUUCACUCAGAAUUAAAUACUACCACAUCUUAACUUUCUGCGACUAAUCCGGUAGAUUAGUCUACUGUUAAGUCACUGAUUUACUCGGCUUUGGUAUUGUUGCUUUUGGCAUUGUUUUAAACUGGAUAUUUACCACCAUGUUGACAUUCCUUUGGGUUACAGGACUACAAAUCAAAUACUGAUAUGCCAAAUUUUAUACGUGUAUAGAGCAUUAAUGUUUAAAAGGAAAAAUAAAAUGUUCUAAUCUA
Molecule: messenger RNA, 1168 nt
Organism: Danio rerio (zebrafish)
Lineage: Eukaryota; Metazoa; Chordata; Actinopteri; Cypriniformes; Danionidae
Gene: cd63
Product: CD63 molecule
Biological process (GO): cell differentiation
Cellular component (GO): vesicle; lysosomal membrane; melanosome
Source: RefSeq, marked provisional